Phytomonas sp. EM1 is the source of this 4662-nucleotide messenger RNA. The record is from the annotation of a GenBank genome assembly. NCBI's taxonomy places the organism in Eukaryota, Euglenozoa, Kinetoplastea, Trypanosomatida, Trypanosomatidae.
AUGCUGGAGUAUACUAGGAGGAUACGUAGUGGGAACUUCGAAAAUGUCAUUGAGGAUGACAUAGUCAGUAAUGAUGACGGGGAAGGGACAUCCACGCCUACCAUUUUCACGCCGCUUGACAAAGGCCAACUAUAUGUCCUUAGAAAAGGAGAAUGUUCUCAAGAGUUUGAUUUAGUGAGUGCGUCUUCCCAUUCAUUUCAAGAGUUAAAAUCACAUACAUGUGGGGUGAAAAAUUCGAACUUUAGCGGAAGUGCCACCUUUGCCUACCCCAAAGCCGAAACGUACACUUCUCAUUGUAUUGCGGUUGAAGGUGAAAUUACUAGUAGAUGCGUUCCGAUGCUUGUCGAAAAUGUUGGUUCUGCUUCUUUACAAAAGCUUGGAAUAUCAACCGUGGCAUCAGAUGUUAUCGGGGCACUCUCUUUUUGCACUACAACAACAUUUCAACAAGAAUCAACGACCAACGGAGCUGCUCUUCCAUCUGCAUCGACAUCGGAGCAAAUGAGCAUCACACAUCCUGUCAUUUGGUUUCUUUCUUCGAUCCAACUUCAGGGAUACGCUGGGCAAUUUAUUUAUGCCCAUGGAAUUCGGUCUAUGCAAGAGCUCGUGGAGCGUAUUCGGUGUGAAAAGGAUGCAAAAGCUAUCCUGGGAGAGCAUGCUUCUAGGCAGCACCAAAUCACCUUGUGGAAGGGCUUGAAAAAGUGGGUCCGGCGGAUGGAGAACGAGGCCAAGCGAGAAGGGAAGGGUAAAAAAGCUAAAAGGAUUCCUAAUGGUCGUCCUUUUGCUCAUGAUAAUAUAGAUAGUGGUGAAUCUUUAGCACCCAGAAGCGUCAAACUUCCUCGUACUGAAAAUGCCGGUCAAGUUCGUCUAGGGUUCACUCAGGAACCAUGUGCCGUGGAGGCUAACAGUGGCAAAUUCACAGAACUUAGCUUAACACAGCUUUGCGAUACUCUUCUCUGGGGAGGGCACACCGACCCAAAUCGGAUCACCAAAUUCGGAAAGGCAUCAGAUGGUGUUUGCCCUAGCGGUGUGCGAGAGGGCGGGGCUUUCGAUAUCCUCCCCUGUUCGCUAAAUGCCUGUCGUUUGGGUGCGUCUGUGGCCGCAGCAGAUGAAAGCACCUCAGCAGGGCUGAGUAUUUCUCGAGGGAAGUGGCUAGAGUACCACGGCGAUCUUGACAGCGAGUGCAGUGGAAGCGGUAGGGUUGGCACCCACAGGGGGACCUUGCUGCACCCUCAGCGCACGUUGCCAUCAAAUACCACGCCUGCAGAGGCAAUUGACGUAGACGCAGAGGACUUGGUGGAAAAAGAGGCAAGUAGUGCUCACGCGCAAGUGAGUGCCGAUGUUAUUGCCGCUAAGCAAGCCUCUAGGGCUUUGCUCAAUACCGAAUUGUGGGGAGCGGCGGGACCAUGGUCGCAUUUGAAGCACCCAAACCCAUGUUAUUCAGAUACCGCUCUUUGCCCUGUAGAGCCGACUUCUCAUUUUGGGGUGUUCUGCAGGUCAGGGGGUGGUGAACAGGUCGAAGGCGUCAAGCCCAGCCCCGACACCGUGUAUCCAGAGCAAAGGGAUGAAUUAGUAGAAGCCAAUUCUGACGGCGCGGAUUCAGACUGGGGCAGGCUUGCACAGUCUUUACAGGAUGAUCGGAUGCGCCUUAGUAGUGCAGUUCCAUACAGGGAUCCGAUUGAGCCGCACCAGCUCGAUUCCGGUUGUGGUGAAAGUAGAGGCGCAGCGAGUGCGUCUGAGCAGAAUCCACUUAGUUCCAAAGGACUUAUCCUUUUAGAUGCACAGAGAAGUGUAUUGUUGAGUGACCUUGUAAAUUGUGGCCAAUCUUCACUGCUUUGUACAGAUGAAAGCGAUGUUUACUCAGCUGAGGAGGCAGGGCCGGACGCGCAUUGGGGUGCUAUUGGAAACAGCAAUCAUAUUGAGCACUGGGACGACGUCGUCCCCCAUUCCUAUAGAUGUGUGAAAAGUGCCACCCCGGUGGCGCUAGACAAUGGGCAUUCCAUGCUAUCUAAGAAUUCAUCUCCAAGUACAAGGGUAUGCAUAAAGGAGGAAGAAAGGGAUGAUGUCGCGAAGAUAGACCUACAAAUUACUGCUUCUCAAAGGGUUAUAAGGUAUGGCAACUCUAUAGUGAGUGUUGACUCUGGAAAGUUUUCGAGCGUAAAUGAGGUAAGCUCAGUACAGGGUGCUGAAGAGGCCAUCGAAGGGGAAACAUCACCGACCGUUAAGUUACUUCAGCACAGAGUAGAUAAAAGUACAUCAGAGGGUCUGCAAACUCAUGCCCGUCUUGAUGAUCCCCAACGGCCGCAAGCUGCCCUCAAACUGAGUGGCAGUAUGGGAAACAUAGAACGCAGCGCAGUAAGUGAUGACGUCACAAUGCAACAUAUACAAACUAAUUUUUCUUCAAUAUCUCUGGCCGAUCGUAGUUGUGUGUGUGUUUGCUCAGAGUAUGACGUGGAGGGAGAGUGUGCGUUUGACGACUUUCUCCCCCUAGGAUCUCAAGUUAACAAACUAAGAGAACGGUUAAACGAAUAUGUCACAAAUUCAAAAGAUGAUGCGAUGGAGCAGAAUAUUCGAAUGGAACUCUACCCUGCGAGAUGGGACCCUCCCACGAAUCACAAACUUCCCGCGCCUGUAAUUAAGGAAAUGACGGGGAAACACAUCUUGUCACAUUACACGCCGCUUGGUAUAGAAUAUGCUUAUGAACAGUCGGGAAGCCGUUGUUUAGCUGGUUCACCAAUGCUAUUAUGUGACUGCACAUAUUCCUCUGUGAAUGAUCUUCCAAACACAGAGAGUUUCACAUCGACUGAAGCUGUUGAACUUAUUCCUCUUUCCAAGAAGGGAGUCCAAAAGCCCACCAAAAUGUCGUUGAACACGAGCAGCACUGAAGGUACUGCAUGCUUCAGAGUUAAGGGUGACAAAUCACUUAAGUCAAAAGAAACUCAUAUUCUAGAGUUCCACGAGAGGAACUCCGAAGAGGGAGAGCAAGCUGCAACUGAGGCUAGUGAAGAGGAUUGUUGGCAACAGUUUGGGCUUCAGGCUAUUGAAUCUAUGAUGGAUGUCGCGCACACAGGGCCACUGGUGCAUCCCUUCGUGGAAGAGUUCCCCAUGCGAUCAGAAAUAUCCCCAUCGGCAACGCCCAUCCGCAUCAAACAAACGUCUGCGAUUUCUAGGUGCUGUGGGGAAUGCCUCCAGGACAAUACACCACGCGACGCUGUUGAUGUAACCGUAAUAUCCGAUAGCGAGCCCCGUGUGGAAAGUGGAGAAAGGCUAGAAAGGAGUGACGAUCAGAGGAAAGUUCCACAUUGUGUGCGCGAAGAGAACGUACAGAGUAGCCUUUCCAUGCCGUCUCAAGAGCCCAUUACAGGCCCUAGCGCUCUGUGUGGGGGCGAUCCAGCCUCGUCGAGCUCGCUCUGCGGGGGGUCUGAAGAAUCAGGCGGGGCAGGAUCUACAACUUUGGCACUACAGGAACUAGUUGCCGCAUACCGCAUCGAUCCCUCAUUGGCGCAACUAACCCUGUUCGAUUUGCGAGUUUGGUGCCGUCGGUUGGGGCUGCGGCAGGAUGUCCGUCUCUUCGAUAGCGUUGAGGAAAAUUUGUCGAUGUCAUUUUUUCCCCCUUGUUUGCGCUGCUCGUCAUCUUUGGGACAUGCGCAGGGCAACAGUGAGAUGCCGGAGGAUAAACGACCGGAAUUAACGAGGAAUGAUGGUUCCAAUGAAACAAGGGCAGCUCUCAUUCACCGGGAAAUGAUUGAAGCGGAUGAGCUACGGGCCCGACUGCGUCUUCUGGCUGUUCGUAGCUAUUUUUACCACACGGUUGCGCCAGAGUGCUUGCAUCGAGUGGAGCGCAUAUCUGGGCUACCGUAUAAACCUCUACGUGCCUCAGACUUAAUUGCUCAACAAGAACGAUACUUGCUAACGCACAAAGACCUAGAGUAUGCACGGCAGAGAGCUAAGGAAAUACUACAGGAAGAAAAUGAACGAUGCAUUGUGGCGUCAUUGGCAGGGCAUGCGGUAAUGUGUCUUGAGAAGCGAAUGUUCGAACAUGCCAAACCCCGAAACGGUGGCGAACCAGGCCUUUGCGAUAGGGGGUUGUCUGUCCCUAUUUCUUCCUAUUUCGAUCCGGAUCCAUGUGCCGUGGAGAAUUUAGACGACCUUUGCUUGUUUGAACGUGCACUGAUAUUAGAACCGGUCGACUUAGAGGCCAUGACAGUCGUGGUGCAGAGGGAUUUUCCCUUCAUAUCGCACAGUCGUGUCCAGCAGAUGCUAACCGAGUGUGAUGUGCCGCUGCAGGCGGUGCACCAGCCUGCUUACGCCCGAUUGGCCUCCUCAGAGCUUCAUGCACCCAUCUGCAACCCUGCUUUCCACAUCUCUGAGCAAUCGUGUAGCCAAGUUCUGCACAAUGAGGACUCAAAGAAGCGGAUGAAUGAGAAUGGCAAGGAUGGAUCAUCUUUGUUUGCCGCUCCCCCAGCAGCGAAUUUUUCGGUACCAUUCACAUUAUCACAGUCCAUUGUGAAUACCACACCCCCACUUGAACUGAACGCUUUAUCCCCAGCGUCUCCAACACCUUUGCAAGCAUCACAAACACGGACACGUAGAGAGAAUGCGCGCCGGUUCUUCGCCUCACGUGGGAGAUGGCGUGGUCGAGCAGGAGUUUAUGUCAGACGAUAG